CGGCAAAGUGACCUAAGUCAGAGGUUUAAUAAAAUAUUGAGGAAGGAUGGAUGCGCGCACUCCUCACUGCUCAGUGCACCGGUCCGGGCUCCGCUGUCGAUCGGUUCCAUUCAACUGCUUAUUGAGUCUUGACUGGUCUUGACCAAUUGCGACUUCAACGAAACCCUCUUCUUCACGCCUAGAGCUCUACCAACGAAUUUCUUAUUUUACUAUAUAGACUCACGAAAUGGCUUUGAUUGAGGUUAUUGCAAAUGAUCGUUUGGGCCGCAAAGUCCGCGUAAAAUGUAGUCCGGACGAUACGGUGGGCGAUCUCAAGAAGCUCAUCGCCGCUCAGAUUGGCACCGAUUACCGCAAGAUCCAGUUGAAGAAAUGGUAUACAAUUUACAAGGAUCACAUCACACUCGCCGAUUAUGAGAUUCACGAUGGGAUGAGUCUUGAGAUGUACUAGGUCCCUUUUGUCUGGAUCCGCUUCAAGUUCCUAGGACAUUCUUUACAGUCGAUGUUGGAUCGCAAUUACCUGCAAGUGUACGAUAGCCCUGUUGUAGCAAUUAAGAAUUUUGUUUUGUUGUGUCAGCAGAGCAGC
Messenger RNA from Somion occarium, 583 nucleotides. The record is from the annotation of a GenBank genome assembly. Lineage: Eukaryota; Fungi; Basidiomycota; Agaricomycetes; Polyporales; Cerrenaceae.